AGAAUGUGUUAUUCUAAACAACACGCAACCUGAAUUCAUCUCCAGCAAGAGAUAACCGCUAGACUAGACUAAACGAAUAAAACACCAUCUCCCUAAAACACCAACGGUAGAUCCAUUGCAAUGUCAACCGCAACAACAAUCGCAGAUCUGAAUUCCUUCGUUCGGGAAAUCAUGAGAGAAGAAGGAGUUGUUAACUAUGAUGUCCAAAUUGAUGGUCAAUCUGGAAGGGGCGAAAACUAUCUCGGUGAUGUGACGUUCUUUGCCGUUACAACGGAGAAUGGAAAGAGGUACGAUUUGGUGAUGAAGACGGCCAAAAGGUCCGAAACGUUGAGGGAGAAGACGCCCGUCGAAAGUGCCUACAUGAGGGAAUCCAUGAUGUACGGUGAGGUGAUUCCCGAGAUCGAGAAAUUCUUAAGAGACACUAAUAGCGCAAUAAAGGUCGAUUUCGUGCCGAAAAUUUAUUGGAUAUGCAACGAGCGAGGUCGUGAAACGUUGAUUAUGGAGAAUCUGCAAACCAAAGGAUUUAGGCAUUGGGACAGGAGACAACCGAUGGAUAUGAACCAUGCUCUUUUCAUCGUGAAAUAUCUGGGUAAAUACCAUGGUACCACCAUGGCCAUGAAGAUGUUGGAAUCUGCUAAAUUUGAGAAAUUGGCGCGACCUUUGAACGGAGUUUGGGAAGAAUUCAUGAAAUCCAUGGAUGGAAAUGCGUUGUUCGGAAAAAGUUUUAAAAUUGCUCUACGGAGUUUAGAAGAGAACAACAAAAAAGAUUUGGUGCGGAAAUUCAAAACCGUAGAAGAGAAGCUGGAUCAAAUUAUUUUAGGCGAGACUUUGAUGGAGGAUAAGCUUGUGAUAACUCAUGGCGAUUCCUGGAUAAAUAACUUCUUGCUAGGAUAUGAGGAAGAAAAGCCUUCAACACCAUCGCAAAUGUAUUUUGUUGACUUCCAGUUAUCAUCGUUCGAUUCACCAGUCAGAGAUCUGAGCUAUUUCAUCUACACGGCUUGCGAUAAAACUGUUUUAGAUGAUUUCGAUCUGCUCCUUAGAAAAUACCACUCAUCUUUAUCCGAAAGUCUAGAUUCUUUAGGAUGCAACGUCGACGAUAUUUUUUCCUACGGACAGUUGAAAGAACACUGGAAGAAAUAUGCUAAUUUUGGGUUGAUCCUAUCAACGAUGAUAGUGAGAAUGGAGUUAUUGGAAUCUGAUGAGGCUCCAGAUCUGACUGAGAUCACGGAAUGUGGAGAUAACUUUGCAGAGAUUUUCAAUCGUCCGAUGAGAAAUGAGGAAGUUUACAACAGAAGAAUGUUGGACGUUCUGACACAUUUCGGCGAAAACUUUUUAUAAUCGAGAAAUAUUCGUGAAGUAGUAGAGUUGAAUGAAGAAUACUUCUUCGGUUCGAAGAAGCAGGUUUCAGUUAAGGUCAUCAUUUCAAGGCAAAUCGCGACCUUUUUCUUAAAAAAAAGGUCUUCUAAAACAACCUUUUUUAUGGACUUCGAAUGAUAAAUUCUCAUAAUAUUCUCAGUUAUUGUAAAUGUAUAAGAAAUAAUAAAUAAUAGAAAGUACUAAAUAAAA
This is a messenger RNA of Harmonia axyridis, 1566 nucleotides long. RefSeq lists its product as uncharacterized. The transcript has 2 exons. Lineage: Eukaryota; Metazoa; Arthropoda; Insecta; Coleoptera; Coccinellidae. The coding region runs from base 121 to 1338 and encodes 405 amino acids. The record is from RefSeq and is a predicted model, not a curated record.